This is a messenger RNA of Uloborus diversus, 2988 nucleotides long. RefSeq names its product delta-1-pyrroline-5-carboxylate synthase-like (gene P5CS). Gene Ontology annotation, cellular component: mitochondrion; cytoplasm. The record is from RefSeq and is a predicted model, not a curated record. Lineage: Eukaryota; Metazoa; Arthropoda; Arachnida; Araneae; Uloboridae. Gene Ontology annotation, molecular function: glutamate-5-semialdehyde dehydrogenase (NADP+) activity; ATP binding; glutamate 5-kinase activity. Bases 64 to 2403 code for a protein of 779 amino acids. The transcript is spliced from 14 exons.
UUGACCGUCUUUCUGAGCUGAUAGAUUUAAACUCAAAUUUUCCUCGACUAGGUCAUCAACACCAUGUUGCGAACAACGCUGUUAAGUAAGCAUGGACAGAAGUUCGAGCGUAUUUGCAAAAGUACAAGACAUCUUAAUAGUAAUCGAAGAUGCCUGUCAUCCCUUCAUAAAGACUUAGAUGGCAAAGAAUCCAGAAAAGGCGCAUUUAAUUAUCGUAGUCAGCUAAAAAAUGCCAAGCGAGUUGUGGUCAAGUUAGGUUCUGCUGUUGUAACACGUGCAGACCAAUCCGGAUUAGCUCUCGGACGAUUAGCGUCAAUUGUGGAACAGGUAUCUCAUAUUCAAAAUGAAGGAAAAGAAUGUCUUGUGGUUUCGAGUGGCGCUGUGGCUUUCGGAAAGCAAAAACUGAAAGCCGAAAUGAAAAUGUCUAUGUCUAUGAGAGAGACAUUAUCACCAUUGGAGAGUGGAUUCAAGGCUGUAGGGUUGAAUCGUGAGCCUAGAGCUGCUGCGGCCGCAAUUGGACAAAGUGGCAUUGUUGCGUUGUUUGAUGUAAUGUUCAGUCAGUAUGGUGUUUCUAUAGCACAAGUGCUGGUAACGAAGCCUGAUUUUUAUAAUCCGGAGAGCCGCUACAACUUGAAAAAUACUGUUUUGGAGCUACUAGGCCUAAACAUUAUCCCUAUCGUUAACACAAAUGAUACCGUUGUUCCUCCAGAUCAUGAUUAUGCUGCCGAAGGAGCAAAAUAUAAUCAAACUGGAGCAGUGAUGAAUAUUAAAGAUAACGACAGCCUUGCAGCUCAUUUAGCUGUAGAAGUUGAUGCUGAUCUGCUCAUACUGAUGAGUGACGUGGACGGUAUCUAUACCUCACCACCAGGUGAUGAUGGUUCUCGACUAUUGCACAGUUACUGCCCACCACUGGAUGGUAACGUCAUAUAUGGCGUAAAAUCAGGUGUCGGUUUAGGAGGAAUGGAGUCAAAGGUUCAAGCUGCAAGCUGGGCUCUGGAGCGAGGAGUUGCAGUAGUUAUCUGCAACGGUACUGCGGAUCAAGCUAUAAGUCGUAUCUUUGAAGGCAAAAAAAUAGGAACUUUUUUCACAGAUCAUAAAAGUUCGACAGAGCCGGUGGAAAACCUUGCGGUGAAAGCAAGGAGAGGGGGAAGACGAUUGCAGGAAUUAUCAAGUUACCAACGUGCAGAAAUUAUUUUAACAAUAGCUGACUUUCUGGAAAACAGAGAAGAUCAAAUACUGGAAGCCAAUUCUAAGGACAUUCAACUAGCAGAAGAAACAGGCUUGUCUACACCUCUUCUGUCUAGACUUAGCCUUAACCACGCUAAACUAAACAGCUUAGCAGAUGGUUUACGCCAGAUAGCCGAAUCAUCUCAUAAAGUUUUAGGGAGACUGUUAAGAAGGACACAAAUUGCUGAGGGAAUGGAGCUUCAACAAAUAACUGUUCCGAUUGGGGUCUUAUUAGUAAUUUUUGAAUCUCGUCCAGACUGUUUACCGCAGGUUACUGCUUUAGCUAUUGCUUCGGGAAAUGGCUUAUUACUUAAAGGAGGCAAAGAAGCAAAUCACACAAACGCCUAUCUUAUGAAAUUGGUUGAAGACGCACUCGCACAGCAUGACGCUAAAGACGCUAUUUCCUUGGUGAACAGCAGAGAAGAUGUUGGAGAAUUGCUUCAGAUGGAAAAUUACAUUGAUUUAGUGAUUCCAAGAGGUUCCUCUGAAUUGGUCAAAAAUAUUCAGCAACAAAGUCAUGGCAUACCGGUGUUAGGUCACAGCGAAGGAGUCUGCCAUGUUUACAUAGAUGAACACGCAGACAAAGAUAUGGCAAAGAAAAUAAUUAAAGAUUCUAAAACCGAUUAUCCCGCUGCAUGCAAUGCGAUGGAAUGCCUCCUCCUUCACAGAUCACAUUUAAGUAACAACUUCUUUGAGAAUAUUUGCAACGCUUUGAAGAAAGAAGGUGUCAAUCUUUAUUCGGGACCACGUCUUCACAAUUCCUUGACAUUUGGGCCACCACCAACUAAGUCACUGAGAACAGAGUAUGGGUCAUUAGACUGCUGCGUGGAAAUUGUAGAUGGCGUUGAAAGUGCCGUCAAUCACAUCAAUACGUAUGGUAGUGCACAUACGGACGUUAUUAUUACUGAAGAUGAUGAAGCAGCAAAGAAAUUUUUGCAAAGUGUAGAUAGUGCUUGCGUAUUCCACAACUGCAGUAGCAGAAUGUCUGACGGUUAUCGUUUCGGAUUGGGUGCUGAGGUUGGCAUCAGCACCACCCGGAUUCAUGCACGUGGACCUGUUGGGGUGGAAGGUCUGCUGACUACAAAAUGGGUAUUAUAUGGAUCUGGAAAUACAGUUGCCGAUUUUAAUGCUGGGAAAAUGAAAUACAUACAUGAAUCCUUACCACUAGAAUCCUGAAGGUGUUUUUUCUUACAUGAAAAAUUUGAUUUAUAGAGGCUUUCUAACCGCUCCUUUCAUGUGAAACGUACCGUUAUAUAUAUUUGCAAAAGAGCUGCAAUAUCAACUCUUGGCGCCAUAAUGGCCGUUGCGUUUUUAUGAAGCUCCUUAUAUUGUUUGCGCAUUUGUCUCCGGUCACUGCGCAAACAUUUCCGCAAGCAAAACACCUGCUGCUAAGAGAUUUUCCUUGCUCAGAGCAAGUUUUUAGCGAAGAAAAGUUUGUAUUUUCUGGUACAGACUACAGACUUUAGUACUGUAACAUGAAAACGUGGAACUGAAGCGAUUUGUUUAUUGACAAUAGCAAUGGACAAUAGGGAAAUUUUUACAUUUAUUUGAAAUGUUCUUUUUAAAAUAACGCUUAAAGAACUUGAUCAUCAUUUAAAAACAUAAGAGGAAUUUUAAAGGAGCGUUCAGGUAAUUAAGGCUUUUUAUGCAAAUACUUAUAGUUCUUCUGAAGAACUUCUUUACUUCAUUUGCUAUUGUAAAAACUAAAAGCUUCCUGAAUUCAAUUUACUAUCAAUGCAAAUGCUUAAUAAAUGUUUCGUC